ACAUUUUCUCACUUUAAAAAGCGAUAAACAAAAAACAAAAAAUUAUAAAACAAAAUUCGAAAUCUCAAUUUCUAUGCUAAACUCAAAAAACUCAACUCCCCAUAACGAACAAAAGACCAAUUUCUCUCUUUUUCCGCCAUUCUUAUACCUUGAAACUUUAUAUACACACAGUACUACACGCAAAUACACACAUAGAGGGAAAAAGUGAGUUUUGCAUUCGGGUUGUGGAAAAAAUGGACGGCGGUGAUGUUACGGUGGAAGGGAAGGUGACGUGUGCAUCAUGGAUCAAACGGCCUGAAAACGCGCAUCUGGUGGUGAUUGCUAAGUCUAACGGAACUUCCUCCUCUUCGCUCGAGAUUUUCUCCUUCGAUCCCAUCACUACUUCUCUUUCUACUUCUCCCAAGGCGACAUAUGUAUUUGAGGAAAGUGGUAAUGCGGUGUGCAUUGCAGUACAUCCAACUGGGGAUGACUUUGUGUGCUCCACUACCACUGGUUGCAAGUUGUUUGAGUUAUAUGGUCAUGAAGAUAAUAUAAAAUUUGUAUGCAAGGAGUUUCCUCUCAAAGAUGUUGGUCCACAAAAAUGCAUGGCCUUUAGUGUUGAUGGUUCCAAAUUAGCCACUGGCGGAGUUGAUGGACAUUUCAGACUUUUUGAGUGGCCUACCAUGCGCAUUAUUGUGGAUGAACCUAAAGCUCACAAGUCAUUCAGAGACAUGGAUUUCAGCUUAGAUUCAGAGUUCAUAGCUUCCACAUCCACAGAUGGUGCUGCCAGAAUAUGGAAGACGAGCGACGGUGUUCCAGUAACUUUAACACGAAAUUCAGAUGAGAAUAUUGAGCUCUGCAGGUUCUCUAAAGACGGUACAAAACCGUUUUUGUUCACUACUAUUCAGAAAGGCAAUAAGACAUUGAUGGCAGUUUGGGACAUCAGUACAUGGAAGAAAAUUGGACAUAAAAGCCUGUUAAAAAAGCCAGCUUCCAUUAUGUCAAUUAGUUUGGAUGGGAAAUAUCUUGCAUUGGGAAGCAAAGAUGGUGAUGUCUGUGUUAUUGAAGUGAAAAAUAUGGAGAUCUCCUCUUUGCACAGGAGAGUGCACUUGGGUACUAAUAUUACUUCUUUGGAGUUUUGUCCUAGUGAAAGGGUUGCUCUUACAACUUCCUCUCAAUGGGGAGCAAUGGUGACAAAGUUAAAUGUCCCAGCUGAUUGGAAAGAGUGGCAGAUUUAUCUAUUACUCUUGGGAUUAUUUUUGGCAUCGGCUGUCUUAUUUUACGUAUUCUUCGAGAAUUCUGAUUCUUUCUGGAACUUUCCCGAUCCAUCUGCAAGACCAAAGAUUGAGACUGUCCAUACAGAUCCAACAUCUGAUGACUGGAGCAGCUUUGGACCUGUAGAUUUGUAAGUUAUCAUAGCCUUGUCUGGAACUAAGGAUGGCCAACAUGAAGAAAGAUUGUGAAACAAGUCUAUUUUUUAAGCUUUUAAUAUGUAUACCUUCUAAUUUAUGAGAAGUUUGAGGCUAAUAUUGCCUUUUUGAAUGCUAAUUUUUCUAAGAUUUAUUUACUCUUAGUAGAAAAAAUUGUUACAGCAUACUAUAGGUUGUUUUAGUGUGGCAAGUUUUAAAAAAGUCCAUUUUAAAUUGAA
This is a messenger RNA of Nicotiana attenuata, 1627 nucleotides long. Its product is annotated as SEC12-like protein 1. Gene Ontology annotation, biological process: protein secretion. The record is from RefSeq and is a predicted model, not a curated record. Bases 234 to 1388 code for a protein of 384 amino acids. Gene Ontology annotation, cellular component: endoplasmic reticulum membrane. Gene Ontology annotation, molecular function: protein binding; guanyl-nucleotide exchange factor activity; GTPase activator activity. NCBI's taxonomy places the organism in Eukaryota, Viridiplantae, Streptophyta, Magnoliopsida, Solanales, Solanaceae. The transcript has 10 exons.